This is a messenger RNA of Galleria mellonella (greater wax moth), 1340 nucleotides long. RefSeq names its product elongator complex protein 4 (gene Elp4). Gene Ontology annotation, cellular component: elongator holoenzyme complex; cytoplasm; transcription elongation factor complex. The record is from RefSeq and is a predicted model, not a curated record. Bases 129 to 1238 code for a protein of 369 amino acids. NCBI's taxonomy places the organism in Eukaryota, Metazoa, Arthropoda, Insecta, Lepidoptera, Pyralidae. The transcript is spliced from 7 exons. Gene Ontology annotation, biological process: tRNA wobble uridine modification.
AACUAAAUGCUGAGACCAAUUGUAAAUUUUAAUAGAAUUGUUUUCUUUUUUAUGUAUUUUAUAUACAAAUAAUAAUUUCUGCAAUGCAAAGAUAAAAUUAGUAAUUUAUUAACAAAACAAUUUACACAAUGAGUAGUUUUCAUAAAGUUAAUGACCUCCGUGUUUGUAUAAACGGAACUAAAUUAAAAAAUAACCUACCUUUCAUCUCUACAGGAAUUCCAUCACUAGAUUGUGUUAUUGGUGGAGGUUUGCCUUCAGGCAGUAUAUUUGCAGUUGAGGAGGAUGUAUUGGGUAAUUAUAGCAGAGUUCUUAUGAAAUAUUUCCUUGCUGAAGGUGUUAUAUGCAAACAUGAUUUAUUAAUAGCAUCUGCUGAUGAAAACCCCAAAGACAUUGUCCAUGAAUUACCACAACCAUGCCUAGCACCCCCAGAUGAUGAAGUACGUGCAGCAUCUCAAGGAAUAGAUAAGAUGAAAAUAGCUUGGAGAUAUGAGGGACUGAGUCAAGUGGAGUCAUCUUUCGGCAGUAACACAACAUUUGGACAUCAUUUUGACCUGAGCAAGCACAUAGAUGCUGAUACAAUUUCAAAUAGUAAUAUCAGAUAUUGUAAUCCUAAUGUUGAUGGACAAAAUAUAAAUGGUUUCCAGAAUAAUCUAUUUAGCAACCUGUUAAGUGAAAUAAAUAAUACUAUAUCCCAAGAAGAAUACCAGAGUGCCAGUAAAAACAACAAAAAUAUGCUUCGAAUUGGCAUACAAUCUCUGGGAUCACCUAUUUGGAUGGCAAUGGACUGUGACGAGAGUGAAGUCGGAAUUAGAUAUGGGCAUGAAUUGAUAAAGUUCAUCUACUGCCUUAGAGUAAUGCUCCGGGACACAAAUGCUGUAGCAUUUAUAACGAUACCUUCACAUUUGUUUGAUGAUGAACAUGUAAUGAAAAGAAUAAUUUAUUCGGUGGACAAUGCGGUGAAAAUUGAAUCUUUUGCUGGAUCAAGUCGUGAGACAAACCCUGUUUAUAAGGAUUACCAUGGCCUAUUUCAUAUUACAAAAUUAUCAACACCCUUCUCAUUAGUGCCUUUUAUACCGCCGAGUCUGGAUCUCGCAUUCAAACUGAAAAGAAAAAAGUUCAUCAUAGAAAAGUUGCAUUUGCCUCCAGAACUACAAGAAACAAGUGAAAGAGAACAAGAUGACAUUACUGCAACACCACUCACUUGCGGAGGAUUCAAGAAAAAAGAUAUUGAUUUUUAAAUGUUAUAAAUCUAUAUUAAGUAGGUGUAUAUACCUAUUUAUAUGUAUAAGUAAUACAUAUUAUAUUAAAUUGUUAUUGAAUAAAUAUUCCAUCUAAAAUUG